AUGCUGAAGCUCCAAGUCUCCUCGCCGUCGCCGGAUACGUCUCACCCCGCAACUCCGACUCUCGCGGAACUCAGCAGGAAUGCCUCCGUCAUAUCCUCCUCCAGCUCGAGUUCCACAGUCGACCUCCCCCUCCCGACUCCCGUGCGGCCGCGCCCUAUGCGCAACUUCUCGGCUCCGCGGACAAAUUUGAGGUCGCGCAGUCCGCACUCUCCAACCACGCCGCGUGGUUCGCGACCACCCGCCUAUUUGACGCGCGAACUGGGAGUCCAGGAGGAUGACCAGACGGCGCUCAAGCCCCCCGCCUCGCGCGCGCCAUCGAAGUCGCGCAAUAGUUCAGUCAACGGGAGGUUAACGGCCGAUGAUUUUGAGUUCCUCGACGAGCUCGGCGAGGGUUCAUAUUCCACUGUUUACCAUGGACGGCUACGCUCUACCGGGCAAGAGUUCGCCAUAAAGCGCAUAGAUAAGGCGCAUUUAAAGAGGCACCAGAAAGAGGCGACCGCAUUAGCGGAGAAGAAUACCCUCGUCCGUUUAGGAUCCGGCCAUCCUGGCAUUGUUCGCCUACAUUGGACGUUUCAGGACGAAUGGAGUCUAUUUUUCGUGCUCGACCUGGCAAGAAAUGGCGAGCUACAAACACGACUCGCCCGCAUGGGUUCGCUGUCCAUCGAAUGCGUGCGCUACUAUUCAGCGCAGAUCGUCGACGCUUUAGCCUACAUGCACUCUAAAGGAGUGAUUCAUCGGGAUCUUAAACCCGAGAACCUUCUGCUCGAUGACGCCCUCCGGAUAAAGAUUACCGACUUCGGGACGGGCAAGAUUCUAGAUUCUGGCGGAGAACCCACCAAGACAUUUGUGGGCACCGCACAGUAUGUUUCGCCCGAGCUUCUGGAGCACAACGAGAGCAGCAAGAGCUCGGACUUCUGGGCGCUGGGCUGCAUCAUAUACCAGAUGAUUGCGGGUCGGUUUGUCUUUCGGGGCUUGUCCGACUGGCAGAAGAUCAAACAGCUCGAGUAUACCUUCCCGGACGGGUUUGACGAGCAAGCGCAGGACCUCGUCAAGAAGCUUCUUGUUCGUGAUCCUGACCAGCGAUUAGGUGCUGGCGCUCCUGGGAGCGCAUUCGAUAUCCAGGCGCUUCGCGAUCAUCCGUUCUUCGCGUCCAUCAACUGGCGGACGCUAUGGACAGUCGACGCGCCUCUACUUGAGGCGGGGUUGGUCAAGAAGGAGACGCCACCGUCAUCCGCCAUGAUGCGUUCUGCCUGGGACGCGCUCGUGAAUUCUGACAAUGAGGACGCCGUUGAGGAUGACGAGGUGAGCUGGGAAUCGGACGGCGAGGGCAGGGAAUACAGCCUCAGCCCAGGCCAACCGAAUGGCCACCAUCAUACGGAGGCUAUCGGGCCAUUGGGCGAGAAGCGAAUCACUUCGCUGCACCCCCUGCCAUUGGCGUUUGUCGAAGAGGAGCGCAGCGACUCCAGCGAAGGUGUGCGCUUCGUAGCACCGCCGCAAGCGGACUCUCCGAUUCUAGAUGACGAAGGCCGCGAUACGGUCAACGAUGAGCUGGAGUUUUCCGGCUUGGCACGGUCGCCCCCUAUAGACGUUCCUCGCGUCGCGGGUCCUGGGUCGCACUCUACUGGGUCUGCCACUAGCUCAUCAGAUGGGAGUCCGGUGGACAAGCUUGCAGCUGCAAUCGAGGAAGCUGCACGAGGGCGGAAUCGGGCGCAGACGCCGAUCCAAGGCAACGGGCUCUGCGAUCCGGAACUGUAA
Trametes versicolor FP-101664 SS1 is the source of this 1755-nucleotide messenger RNA. RefSeq names its product kinase-like protein. Gene Ontology annotation, biological process: peptidyl-serine phosphorylation; intracellular signal transduction. The transcript is spliced from 7 exons. The coding region runs from base 1 to 1755 and encodes 584 amino acids. Gene Ontology annotation, molecular function: ATP binding; protein serine/threonine kinase activity. Lineage: Eukaryota; Fungi; Basidiomycota; Agaricomycetes; Polyporales; Polyporaceae. The record is from RefSeq and is a predicted model, not a curated record.